AUGACAGUGGCUGAAGACCUUGAGACGCUACGCGAUGCAAUCAACAACAUCCUGGCGAACAGGAAACAAUCGACACUUGGGCCUCUCAAGACGAGACCGGUCUUCCCGCAAAUGGAACGAAGUCCAAGUCCCUCGGCAUCCGUGGCGUCGGAUCAACUUUCACAGAGUGGUGGUCAUUUAACGGGCGACUCACUGAGCAUGCGCACUCAAGACAGAGCGUCGGUAGAACCUUUGACCCAGAUACCCAUCAAGUCUCUAUAUGAGAUCACGCGGCUCGAAUCAUUACGUUCUCGUCAAGUAUCACCAUCGUCAACGAAUAAGAGAACACCGGCUGGCGUGAACGGUCCUCGCGAUCUGGUUACAGAAGGUAAGAUCAAUCUCGUUGAUGCCAAACGCCUUGUUCAGAAGUUCCUGGACCAAACGGACCAUUAUCUCUAUGGCGUCACUACGAUAUAUCAAGACCUGGAUGGUAUUCGUAAUGCGUCGCCGCUGCUGUUCACGGCCAUUUGCACCGUAUCAGCUCUCCAUGAGCCCCAAGGUGAAUCGCUUUACCGCACCUGCAGCCUAGAGCUUCGAAAGCUUGUAACCAACUUUGUCUUCGCCCCACAAGUGAGCAUGGGCGACUUUCAGGGACUACGUAUCGCCUCAUUCUGGUUGAGCGACAUGGCGUGGUCAGUCUCUGGCCUGGCCAUCCGCCGAGCUAUGGAGUUCCAACUUGGGAAGGCAUUCGACUUUGUCAUUGGCACCACCACUAUUCAGAAAGUCUCUCCCCACAGAUUUCAGCUUGGGAGCCGAGAAGAGGCACAAGAGUGCUUGAGAGUCUGGUAUCUCUACUACAUCUGCGACCGCCAUCUGUCAAUUCUCUAUGGCAGACCCUCAAGCUUUGGAGACCAAAUCUCAGUCAACAAGUGGGAAACCUACCUGAACGCAGUGCCCGAGAACAGCACCGACGUACGGCUGGCAAGUCAGAUCGAGAUGAUUCUGAUACUGGACAAAGUCACCGGGAUCUUUGGUACAAACGUGGAGGUUUGCAUCCCUGGUCACUUUCACACCCAACUACAGGGGUUCAAUCGUCAACUUGACCAGUGGAUCAUGGCUUGGACAGGCCGAUAUCGACCACAUGAGAGGAUAGGCAACUUCCCAGUGAAGGCGCUUACACUCCACUACCACUUUGCAAAGCUCUUUGUAUCUUCUCACGUUUUCCGCGGCCGAUCGUCUCAUGCUGGCGGUGAACCGGUUCCCCCUGAGUACUCUGACAUGGCUCAAGUUGCCGUCAGCAGUGCCAGCGCUAUUGUGGAGCUCAUCAUACACGACGUCGACAUUCGAGCUGCUUUCGUGGGGAUGCCUCACUACUGUCAUACUAUGAUUGCGUAUGCCUGCUCCUUUUUGCUCAAGCUUGCGACCAGUCAGCAUGACAAAAGCUUGAAUGCAGAGGAAACCUUCCGUGCGAUUCGAAAAGUGGCAGACUUCUGUCAGAAUGCGCAAUGUACGAGCUAUCAUCUCGUGCACUGGAUGGGAGCAGGCCUACGAGACCUGGCUGCGAAGUGUGAGAACGCCUUAUCAAAUCAGUCAACAGCUCCGAAAGCUCGCAUUGGAGUCCAGGCCGAGGGGACGGUAGUCCAAGACGACAUGUCCAUGCAGCAGGCACACGAAGAGCUUGAGACGAGUCUAGGCAUCUCCAUUGAGCCUGGAAAUGCCUGGGAUGCAGCAAGAGGUGACGCGAGCUUCCAAUGGGGAAUGGGGCCAAUCGAUGCGUCCCUGGGUAACAUGAGCUCGAGCUUCAUCAACCCGACGUUUGACCCGAACAUGGGGUCUGAAGGUCCUGAGGCAGGAUGGGAAUCACUACUACCAACAUUUGAUCUUGAACACAUGGGCUUCGGGUUACUUUGA
Messenger RNA from Colletotrichum gloeosporioides, 1890 nucleotides. RefSeq lists its product as uncharacterized. The record is from RefSeq and is a predicted model, not a curated record. Gene Ontology annotation, molecular function: transcription cis-regulatory region binding; DNA-binding transcription factor activity, RNA polymerase II-specific; zinc ion binding. Gene Ontology annotation, cellular component: nucleus. The transcript is spliced from 2 exons. Gene Ontology annotation, biological process: regulation of DNA-templated transcription; DNA-templated transcription. The coding region runs from base 1 to 1890 and encodes 629 amino acids. Lineage: Eukaryota; Fungi; Ascomycota; Sordariomycetes; Glomerellales; Glomerellaceae.